Chelonus insularis is the source of this 2639-nucleotide messenger RNA. RefSeq lists its product as uncharacterized. Bases 1141 to 2340 code for a protein of 399 amino acids. The transcript is spliced from 10 exons. NCBI's taxonomy places the organism in Eukaryota, Metazoa, Arthropoda, Insecta, Hymenoptera, Braconidae. The record is from RefSeq and is marked provisional.
UCUAAAGAUAACCAUCUUUUAGCGCAGUUUAAAGGUUUCACAUACUUAUAAUCAAUAUUUGUCUAAAAGGCCAAAUAGAUCUUGAUCUACAUAAAAAAUGAAUAUUUAAGGAUCAAUAAUUUUUAUGUAAUAACACCAGAGUAUUAAUUUAAUUUAAAUUCCUCCUCAAAAACAAGAAGUUUUAUGCGGAACCGAGAAAAUCUAGAUGGAUAUCUUUUCAUCGACGGAAUUGAUUUCUCAUGUUGAAAAGUUAUCAAUUUGAACUUUCUAGUCAGCUGAAUAUAUAUGAUUCAGAAACAUUGCAUUCGAAGCCCAACUAGAAAAAGGCUAUCGAAAAUACAUGUUUCAGAUUCAAAUGAACAAAAGUCCAAAUCCUAUUUGAUAUCCUUAAAGUUGUCUUAGAGACAUCCAAAAUGAUCUAUUUCUGCGUAUAACAUGGUUCCAAUGAUGCCUAAAAAGAAGUCAAAACGUUAACUAGACAGGUUUAGAAUUUACUUAACAAUAUAAUUAAAAUGAUAAUCCAUACGUAUAAUCAGUCAAUUGAUGCUGUUGUGAUUUUUGUUGAAUAAUAGUGUUGAUUAAAUGUGUAAUAAAUAUUCUACUAGUAUGAUUUAAAAAAAUAAUUUAAAAUAAAGUCUUAUAGCUUUUGCAAUCAUUCUUAUAAUUCUCUUGAAAAUACAUUUUUUCUAAAGAGCUGUAAAAUCUAUUGAAUUAUAUACCAUUUUUAAUAUUUAUCAAAACUUCCCUCUCACAUACUACUAAAUAUUCUUUUCAUCUUUUUCAUAAUACAUGAAAGUGCAAUAAGUACGGAUGGGCAUUACUAUGCUUUCUGAAAUGCAUUAAAAUUUUUUUCGAUUCAUUAUGUGUAUGCUCCGUAGAAAUGUUAUUGAUAUUCACAGUAAGCUUUGAGAAAAAUAUUAAUUUAUAAGUCAUAAAAAGAAAGAAUUUAUUAAUUGGUAAUGCAUUUAUAGAAUCUGACAUUAGAUACGAGUAUCUGUACAUAUUUUAGUUUUGCGCUUCAUGCUUAUCAUCAUACACUCGGAGAAAAGGUCUUUGUGGAGAAACAGUAUCUGAAACAAUAGGUGUUACAGGCAGACACUAAGACGAUAAAGUAGCCUCAUACAUGUCUGAAAUUGUAUAAUGGAAAAAAAAUGGAAGAAACGCAUGAUCGUUAAUGCAGAAGAAAAUAGCAAACGUGCGCCAUCACCAUCAACUGCUAAUUACUUCGAAAAUAAACAAGAUAAAGUAUCGGAGAACGUUGGACGAAGUAAGUUUCGAAAUAAAAAAGUGGGCAAUAACAGCUUUGGAAAAUUAAGUACAAAGGAAAAAAAUAUUUUAUUAGCGAGACUGUGGAGAUCAGACUCUGAAUCAUCAGAAUCGAGUAUUGAUUCAGAAACAUGGAAAAAUCUUGCAGAUUCCUUUGCAUCAAAUUUCACGAGUUCUGAGGAAGAGGAUGAAACAGAGAUACCGGCUGCAUCUCAGAAGAAAAAAAAGUUGUUUAUGAAAAAGCCCAGGAAACCUUCGAAAACGCCAAGUUUUUCCAAGAUACAGAACAUUUCGGAAGCCAGUAGUAAUACGAUUAAUGAAAAAUGUCCAGCUCCUAAAAAUAACCGAAAUUCCAGUGAAUGCAAUAUUAACAUACGACCAACAGAACCCUCGUCAUCAUCCUCAACUCCGCAGUAUAUUCAAUUCACUGUUACUCACGAGUACGCAGCUCUGCCAUAUACUGAAACGUUACAACGAGCCCUCAAUGUCGCUGUCCCAAACGGAGUUAAUGACAUCAUCGAUUCCAGUAUAAUAGAACACAUCACCUCAAACGUCCACUCCAGCAUUAGAACGCUGCAGCAAAACUUUGAUGAAUUUCGUUCUGACGUAUUAUCAUUUUUAAAAAAAAACGAGUCAUGCAUACCUCAAGGUCGUAAAAGUUCAACUACAUCGAACAAUAUUAAUUCUGAAGUUUUUAGAAAAAUUCUGGAUGAUGAAUUACCAUCGAAGUCAGUGGCGGAAUUUGAGAAAUUGAAUCGUUUACUUGCAGAAUCAGAAAUAAAUCGUUCGGAACUGAUAAAUAGAUACAGCAUUGUCAUUAGUGGUGAAUCAUGCCUGAAAAACUGUAUAAGCAAACUCAUGUCAUAUACGUUGAGUCAUGUAGUACAAUCAGCCUAUUCUGGAUCCGGAAAGAAAUUUCGGGGAACAAAAAAACUAAAUUACAGUAAAACGGAAACUUAUAAGUGUUUAAAAGAUGUCCUAGAAAAAAAAUUUGGCGUUGAAUAUCCUGAAUUAAAAAAACUCAAAGCUCGAGUGGGACAAUGGUUGGCAAAUUAUGUGUCAAGGAGUAAAUAAUAGGAGACUAAUUACUGCAGAUCUUUCCAAUCAGAAAAUUUUCAAGACAGUUCUCAAAUUUAUAAAACAUUAUGAUAUAUUCAUAUAAGUUAUUAGUAUUUUGUAUAAUUAUUUUUGAGAAAAUAUCGUCAAUGCAUACUUAGUGAAUAAAGUCGUUUGUAUAAAAACUGUUUUACUCUUUUAAAUAAAAAUAUGAAAUGACAAAGAAGGCUUGAUCGUCCGACUAUAUUAUCUAAAUAACGUAAAUGAAAGUUAUCUCUACUACGCAACAUAAAUGACGACCAAUUUUUUUACAGUUA